Molecule: messenger RNA, 2995 nt
Organism: Camellia sinensis
Lineage: Eukaryota; Viridiplantae; Streptophyta; Magnoliopsida; Ericales; Theaceae
Product: sulfate transporter 1.3
Biological process (GO): sulfate transmembrane transport
Cellular component (GO): membrane
Molecular function (GO): secondary active sulfate transmembrane transporter activity
Source: RefSeq, a predicted model, not a curated record
UCCUCAAACUCUAUUACCCCUAAUUGGUUUUGUUUUUAUUCAAAUUUUGUUAUCAUUUUUCAUGUUUUCGGAAAACAAAACAUUGAAUUCUUUGAAAACACGGAUUAUUUUCAUUUCAUAAAUUCGAAAAUAACUUUUUGGUAUUUGUUAAAAAGUGUUUUGCUAAACAGUUUUCAUAAACAACUCGUUUUUAUAUGUUUUGCUCAAAAGCACAAUUAUGGAAGAGAUGAUCUACUGCUUACAUCCAUCACUGCUUGUUGAAUAAUCCACGGGUGGGUUAGCCACAAUUUUAAAAUUUGCCUACAUUUGUCAACUCUGUGUAUAUUACAAGUAAAAGAGAUCCACAUUCAUGCCUUAUUUGCUGUUGUUGAGAGCCUCUCUUUCAGUUGGAUAGUUUGACCUGUAACUUGCUUGAGAACUAUAUAAGAGCUUCCCAAGUGAUUCUAUUCUUCAAGAAAGAGUUGUGCACUUGAAACAUUACUUGCCUUCCCUCCUUAGCUUGCUUCCAUUCACUUUGUCAUGUUGAAUUGAAUAGUCCUUUUCAAUGGCUCAUAACGCGGAUAAGGAACUGGAAACAAAAGAGAUGGCCACUAGAAGCUUGUCGUCCGCACAAUGUCAGGUGCAGAACUCAACAUACAUUCACAAAGUGGGGGUUCCCCCAAAGCAAAAGUUUUUCAACGAGUUCACAAGCGCUGUGAAAGAGACGUUCUUUGCGGAUGAUCCUCUACGUCACUUCAAGGAUCAAACCAAGUCUCGGAAAAUCAUCCUUGGCAUGCAAGCGGUCUUCCCCAUUCUUGAGUGGGCGCAAAGUUACAAUUUAUCAAAAUUUAGAGGGGAUCUUAUUGCUGGGUUAACCAUUGCAAGUCUCUGCAUUCCUCAGGAUAUCGGGUAUUCCAAGCUUGCAAAUUUGCAACCCCAAUAUGGGUUGUACUCGAGUUUUGUUCCACCAUUGAUUUACGCCUUUAUGGGUAGUUCACGAGAUAUAGCAAUAGGACCGGUGGCUGUUGUGUCUCUCCUGUUGGGUACUUUGCUUCAGAAUGAGAUCGAUCCUACUAAAAAUGCAGCUGAAUAUCUGCGUCUUGCAUUUACAGCUACAUUUUUCGCUGGGAUCACCCAAGCAGCCCUUGGAUUUCUCAGAUUGGGGUUUUUAAUUGACUUCCUAUCCCAUGCUGCUGUUGUUGGUUUUAUGGCCGGUGCUGCCAUUACAAUUGCACUGCAACAACUUAAAGGUUUUCUUGGCAUCAAGAAAUUCACCAAGAAAACCGAUAUUAUUUCUGUGAUGCAUUCAGUUUUUGGCUCAGCCCAUCAUGGAUGGAACUGGCAGACUAUACUCAUUGGAGCUACCUUUUUGGCUUUCCUUCUAUUUGCUAAGUACAUUGGGAAGAAGAACAAGAAAUUGUUCUGGGUACCUGCAAUCGCUCCACUCAUCUCUGUCAUCCUAUCCACCUUUUUUGUGUUCAUAACUCAUGCCGAAAAGCAAGGUGUUCAAAUUGUGAACCAUAUAGAAAAAGGAAUCAAUCCUGUAUCCGUGAAUCAAAUAUAUUUCACUGGUGACAAUCUCCUUAAAGGGUUUAGGAUUGGUGUUGUGACUGGCGUGAUAGCGUUAACGGAAGCAGUAGCGAUUGGAAGGACUUUUGCAGCCAUGAAGGACUAUCAACUCGAUGGGAACAAAGAAAUGGUUGCAAUAGGAGUGAUGAAUAUUGUUGGCUCGAUGACCUCAUGCUAUGUUGCAACAGGUUCCUUCUCUCGCUCGGCAGUGAAUUACAUGUCUGGCUGCCAAACUGCAGUUUCUAACAUCGUAAUGUCUUUUAUUGUAUUCCUAACCUUGAAAUUCAUUACACCACUUUUUAAGUACACCCCAAAUGCCAUUCUUUCGUCGAUCAUUAUAUCCGCUGUCAUUGGCCUAAUUGACUUCAAGGCUGCAAUUUUGAUAUGGAAGAUUGAUAAAUUUGACUUCAUUGCUUGCAUGGGAGCCUUUUUUGGUGUGGUUUUCGCCUCUGUUGAGAUAGGUCUCUUGGUUGCAGUCUCAAUAUCCUUUGCUAAAAUCCUCUUACAAGUCACAAGGCCACGGACAGCGAUUCUUGGGAGGAUUCCUAUGACAAAUGUUUACCGGAACAUACAACAAUAUCCGGAAGCAACUAAGGUUCCGGGUGUUUUGAUUGUGAGAGUUGAUUCUGCAAUCUACUUUUCGAACUCCAACUAUAUCAAGGAAAGGAUGUUGAGAUGGUUGACUGAUGAGGAAGAGCUAUUGAAAGCUGCAUAUCUACCAAAAAUCCAAUUCUUGAUCGUUGAGAUGUCACCCGUUAUUGACAUCGACACCAGUGGCAUCCAGGCCUUAGAAGAGUUACAUCAGAGUCUCCAUAAGAGAGAUGUUCGGCUUGUGUUGGCAAAUCCGGGGCAAGUGGUGCUUGACAAGCUACACACGUCCAAUUUUGCAAGUUUGAUCGGUGAGGACAAGAUCUUCCUCACGGUAGCAGAUGCUGUUGUGACCUGUUCACCAAAAUCUGAGGAUGAGGUUUGAGAUGUGAAAUGAAAAGGGCAAGAACUGUACAAGAGAAAAUGCGGGUAAGAAAAAUAAAAAAAUGGAGCAUAGGCAUAUAUAUAAUGUGAAAGAAGAGGAGGGUUGGGUCAAGUUGAGUAGUGGCUGGUGGGUUUGACAUAAAAGUUGUUGAAGAGUGGGGUGUAGAGAUCAUAAUCCACAAGAAAAAGGGUAACAAUGCAUAUCUUCAUAGAGCUUAUGUCAUUUUCCAAAAACAAUAUGUAACUUAAAGGAGAUAUGUCCAACUUCACCUGUGUGUAUGUUUUGUUGUUUCUUGUUUUCAUACACCAGAUGCAAGUUCAAAAGUGAUGGUGUAACAACAGAUGAGAUAAUUGAUGACAAAGGGUUAUUGGGAAGUUGUGGAAGGAAUACUUUUAGUUUGUGUGUUUAGAUUAUUAGUUUUUAACUUGUCAGAAACUGCACCAUAGUGCAAAUUUAAUUUAUUUUCUUAUUUUA